This is a messenger RNA of Psilocybe cubensis, 708 nucleotides long. RefSeq lists its product as uncharacterized. NCBI's taxonomy places the organism in Eukaryota, Fungi, Basidiomycota, Agaricomycetes, Agaricales, Agrocybaceae. The coding region runs from base 1 to 708 and encodes 235 amino acids. The record is from RefSeq and is a predicted model, not a curated record. The transcript has a single exon.
AUGCCCAACGCGGCAAACCUCCCACUCGCCACACGCUCACAUUUACACCCACGCACACGCUCACGCCGCUCACAACGCUCACAAUACUCAUACUUGCCCUCACCUAUGCUCAUACUCGUCGCAUACUCGUACUCAGAGUCAAAGUCGGAGUCGGAGUCGGACUCUUCUCCACCCAAGCCCGAGCCCUCACGCGCAGGUAACCUCAAAAACCUUCUCCAAAGCAUACCUCGCUACAUCCAACACCCCUUCUUCUUCCAACUCACCGCCGCCCUCCUCUUUCAGUUUCCCCUCCCCCUACCCUUCCCCCUUUCCACCCUCAUCACCCUUAUCUCCCUCUGCUACCUCACAACCGUACCCAUGCUCAUACUUGCCAAAUACAUCGAUCGGCUCAGCGAAUACCUCGCGCUGAGGGGUAUCCCGGCGGGCAAGGAAAGGGACGCCGCGCGAGCGCAGCAUCGCCGUGCGCUGGCGGCGCUUCAUAGCGAUAUGGAGCGGAGGAUUUAUGAGUGGCCCCGUCGGAUGUUUUCGAGGGGUCCGGCAAUGCAGGACUCCCGCGCUGAUUCGUCUCCUCCUCCUCCUCCUCCUUCUCUUCCACGGUUGGUGUAUAAUGAUGAUGAUGCGAGUUAUGUCAGUGCUAGUGCUGCGACACCCCACUAUGCGGAUGUAGCGCGUCGUAAACGAAUCAUGGGCCUUAUUCGGGCUGAUUGA